Messenger RNA from Poecile atricapillus (Black-capped chickadee), 1848 nucleotides. It is a transcript of the gene VDAC1, whose product is annotated as voltage dependent anion channel 1. Gene Ontology annotation, cellular component: mitochondrial outer membrane. Lineage: Eukaryota; Metazoa; Chordata; Aves; Passeriformes; Paridae. Gene Ontology annotation, biological process: monoatomic anion transmembrane transport. Bases 146 to 997 code for a protein of 283 amino acids. The record is from RefSeq and is a predicted model, not a curated record. The transcript is spliced from 9 exons. Gene Ontology annotation, molecular function: voltage-gated monoatomic anion channel activity.
UUGCCAUCUCUGACCCUGGAAAAUAUUCAAAUUUGGCCUGCUGUAAUGAAGUCUUCACUGAAGCUGCCUUUUGGGUCCUGCAGCUCCAAAGGGAACUCCUGAUUUUUUCCCUGUGGCAGUUGUAAAUCAGGCAUUCCUGGAGAAAAUGGCUGUUCCACCUGCUUAUGCUGACCUGGGAAAAUCUGCCAGAGAUAUUUUCACCAAGGGAUAUGGUUUUGGGUUAAUAAAGCUUGAUUUGAAAACAAGAUCUGAAAAUGGACUGGAAUUUACAAGCUCCGGUUCAGCAAACUCAGAAACAAGCAAAGUCAGUGGUAGUUUGGAAACAAAAUACAAAUGGGUGGAAUAUGGACUGAUGUUCACAGAAAAGUGGAACACUGACAACACACUAGGCACUGAGAUUACUCUUGAAGAUCAGCUUGCACGGGGCCUGAAGCUGACCUUUGACUCCACCUUCUCUCCUAACACCGGGAAAAAGAGUGCUAAAAUUAAGUCGGGGUACAAAAGGGAACACAUCAACAUUGGCUGCGACAUGGAUUUUGAUAUUGCGGGUCCUUCAAUACGUGGAGCUCUUGUGCUUGGCUACGAGGGGUGGCUGGCAGGCUACCAAAUGACUUUUGAGACAGCAAAGUCUAGAGUAACCCAGAGCAACUUUGCUGUUGGCUAUAAGACUGAUGAAUUCCAGCUUCAUACUAAUGUGAAUGAUGGAACAGAAUUUGGUGGCUCCAUUUACCAGAAGGUGAAUGAUAAACUGGAAACUGCUGUGAAUCUUGCUUGGACAGCUGGAAAUAGCAACACUCGCUUUGGAAUAGCAGCCAAGUAUCAGAUUGACUCAGAUGCCUCUUUUUCUGCUAAAGUGAACAACUCCAGUCUGAUUGGGUUAGGAUACACUCAGACUUUAAAGCCAGGUAUCAAACUGACGUUGUCAGCUUUGCUGGAUGGCAAGAAUGUCAAUGCAGGAGGUCACAAACUUGGUCUAGGAUUGGAAUUUGAAGCAUAAGGAGUGAUUUCACAAUUGCUAAUCUGAAAAUACAGCAUAGCUACCUUCAGAAAAUAGUGUACCUUUCAGUGUUUUGUCUGGGGUGCAAGUGUUGCUACGUAUCUGUCCUGCUAGUCCUGGUUAAAGACAGCUAAGCUUUAAAAAUGACAUUGUUAAAGAAGUGGAGACAAAAUCACAAAUGAAAAAUCCUAGCUUUUUUUCCUUUAUGUAAUUGCUCAUUACAUCUGUCAACUGCCAUGUGACAAGAAGAAGGAAGGUGUUGAUUACCUCUACUAAUAUAUUGAUGGCACAAGGAAUGUGUUAAUGUAUUAUAAAACAUGGGAAUUGCAGACCACUGUGUUGUACUGUUCAUUGUGUAAGCAAAAUGUUCAGUCAUCGAAGGUUUCAGUCAAUGAGGGAAUGUGCAAACUUGUCUGAAAAAGGGAUUUUAAAAUUAAUUAUUUUAGAUAUGUGUUUCAUCAAUGAUUUGUCUUACUUGGUUAUCCCACACCUACUGCUGUCUCCAGAAUGCUUUAGGUUGUUCACCUUGUCCAAGUUUUUGUGGAGGAGACUUGAUGUGAAUCAGCGAAUACUGCCUGUCCUGUGUUGUGAUUCCUCCCCCUUGCACUGAUGGAAAAUCUUGUAAAAUGGACAUAAUCAGGGAAGAGUCUUUGCAACUGCAAUCACAUAGUUGCAUCACUAAUUCUAAAAUGGAGUUUUCUUUUAUUACCACUUUUUUUUAGCAACUAAGUGGGUACAUUUUUAGAGAGUCUUCCAUUUUGUGUGGAACUAGACCUCAAAAUGCUGUACUUGACACUACUAAAAAUGGAUAAAAACCCUAAACCUGACUUGAAUAAAAUACUGAAAUGUCA